Messenger RNA from Verticillium alfalfae VaMs.102, 663 nucleotides. RefSeq lists its product as hypothetical. NCBI's taxonomy places the organism in Eukaryota, Fungi, Ascomycota, Sordariomycetes, Glomerellales, Plectosphaerellaceae. The coding region runs from base 1 to 663 and encodes 220 amino acids. The transcript is spliced from 3 exons. The record is from RefSeq and is a predicted model, not a curated record.
AUGUCGAUACACUCGGAGAAUGUACGAAUUUCUGGCUCAAAGCCAGCCGGCAGCUUCAGCUCCUUCAAGAACGAGAAAGGCCAGCAUGAUUUGCCUCGCACUGUCUCCGUCAACGAAGUCUUCAAGGAGAACGCAACCAAUGGACCAGUCUUUCACCAAACGACCAUAAUUGCUCAGCGCGUUGGCCGGUUCUAUCAAGCGGCGGUGCUGACGCGGGCUGACAAGAUAGACAAAAAGGCUAUCAACAAGAGCUUUGAACUCAUACUCAUUCUACCCAAGAAAAUAUGCCCGGCAGACGAGCCUGGACUUACCCGCACCCCAGGGCUGUAUAUCAAGACACCGCAGCUGAGCACAUAUUUACCCGAUGGCGAGAGCGCCAUUGCGUUCGACGAUGGACUCAUUACAGGGCUCGAGCUCGUGCGCUACGAGAAGACGCUGUUCCAGCGGGCGCACGAUCCGGCAUUUUACGAGGGCGACACGCGGGUCAAAACGAUGAAGACUGUGAAAGAGGCCGUAUGCCACCUGCACAACCUCGGCCUGGCUUACAACGACCUCAGCCCCCUCAAUAUCAUGUUUGUGUGGGGAAGCAGCGAUGAGCCUGUCGUGCUGGACUUUGAUACAUGUCACCCGGAAGGACGAAGCUCCCCGAAGGAGGAAUCGUAG